Messenger RNA from Hippocampus comes (tiger tail seahorse), 2000 nucleotides. It is a transcript of the gene lzts1, whose product is annotated as leucine zipper, putative tumor suppressor 1. The record is from RefSeq and is a predicted model, not a curated record. Bases 29 to 1960 code for a protein of 643 amino acids. The transcript has 8 exons. Gene Ontology annotation, biological process: regulation of dendrite morphogenesis; regulation of synaptic plasticity. Gene Ontology annotation, cellular component: dendritic spine. Lineage: Eukaryota; Metazoa; Chordata; Actinopteri; Syngnathiformes; Syngnathidae.
GUCAACCCUUCACUUGCCCGGCGGGAACAUGGGGAGCGUCAGCAGCCUCAUCACCAACGACGAACUCAAUAGUAAACACUGCAAGGCGUCAGAGUUGAGGUUGAAAAACAGAGCGAAUCAGCCUCGACGCAAUGGCGGGUGCAGCCUUGAUGACUUACUCAAGUGUAGCUUCACUCAGGCUUCCUCCUCUCUUCCUCCUUCUCCCGCCCACCUCCCUAAAGGCAUCUCGCACUCCCGGUCGGGACGAAGCGAGGACUUUUUUUACAUCAAGGUGAGCCAUAAACCGAGGUCAGCGCACCACAGAGGAGGCUCAACAGAAGACUACAUCGGUGGACGGAACGGACAGGAGAAAUCCGACGAGCGACCCAAACUAAUGUCAGGGACUGAUGGGACGACUGCUGAGAAGUCGCUGGUCCGAUCCACUGCAUACAAGCCUUUAAGUCCCAGGAGUGUAUCCUCUACAGAAGCACAGCGCAACAGCCUGGACCGCAUCCUCAGCCAAGUGGACAAAUCAAAGAGUCCCGACAUCCGACACAAGCGAGACACAUCCUCUGGGAAUCUGUCAGACUCUGGUCGCAACUCCAUGUCAAGCCUCCCCACCCACAGCACUAGUGGAAGCCUAAGUGCUUGCACAGGCCCUGUCAGUCACAGCGAUGGCAGCUCCGCUCCCGCCAACUGCCUCCUCAAGGGAGCUCAGCCCAAUUUGUCCCCCUGGGUGAACAGUGGGGGUCGAGAUGGUGGCUACAUGGCUAGUUUGAGCCCCGGGGGCUUGUCAUCAAAGGCUCAAAGCGACGGUGGCUCCCCGCUAUCUUCACAUCGGCCGAAACGUCUCUCAGAAACUGUGGGAGGGAGUCGGUCUCCUCUGACGACAGACGAGUCACUCAUCGAAACGUUGGAACAAAGACUACUGGAGAGAGAGAAUGAACUGCAAGAGUUACAGGUGAGUUAUGAGGUGAAGGAAGCGGCCACCUACAAGUUCUUCGAGGAAAGACAAAAGUAUUGCGCGGACGAAAUGCAAGAGUUGAACCACCGAUGCUCCGCGUCGUUGCAACAAGCCUCGCAGAUGGCCGCCAACAGCCGCCAAGCACUGCAGCUGCAUGUCAGCCAACUCCAGGCAGAAAACGAGAAACUCAAGGAGGAUCUCGCAGCGCUAAACCGAGAGAGGGAUCUCAUCGAGCGAAGACUGAGCGCCUACGAGGAGGAGAACACGCAACUCGCUCCGACGCUCGAGGAAACUCAGUGGGAGGUGUGCCAGAAAGCAGGCGAGAUCUCCCUUCUGAAGCAGCAGCUGCGAGACAGCCAGGAGGACGUCAGCCACAAGCUCAAUGAAAUAGUCGGCCUAAGGGCACAGCUGAAGGAAAUCACAGCCAAGGCGGAGAUGCUCAAGGAAGAGAACAAAGACGGCGGCGACAGGCUACGCUCCCGCACCAUCCAAGUGAAGGUGUGCCAAAAUGAACUCCAGCGCAAGAAGAAUGAAGCUGAUCUGCUGAGAGAAAAAGUGGGCCAACUGGAGAAGGACUUUGAUGAAAAGGCUAAAGACCAGAAGCCGCAUCAGCGCACUUCACACCCUGAGCCGUGCGUCCAAAAACAAGCCGCAGAGCAAGUCACCACCGUCCACAAGGCAAAAGAGGAGCCUGUGGGCCAAACGCCCUCAGAACUCCUCCACAAAGAAGUGGAGAGACUCAAGAGGCAGCUCGGCGAGGAGAAGGCGGCUCAGGAGAGACUGGCAAUCACUUUCGACCAGGAGAGACGCACGUGGAACAAGGAGAAGGACAAGGUCAUCAAGUACCAGAAGCAGCUCCAGAUCAACUACCUGCAGGUGCACAAGAAGAACCAGGACCUGGAGCGACUCAUGAAGGAGCUGAAUGCUGAACUGGAGGCUCGGGCGGGACUGGCCCUGGAUCUUAAGUACAGCUCAGGGUUGCAGACCUAUGAUGAUGUCAUCGCCACUGAGAUAUGACUGCCUGCUGCCACUUGUACUUUUUUCCCUUUUUUUUUUU